This is a messenger RNA of Durusdinium trenchii, 261 nucleotides long. The record is from the annotation of a GenBank genome assembly. Lineage: Eukaryota; Dinophyceae; Suessiales; Symbiodiniaceae.
AUGCAGAACGACGAGGCGACAAAGGGAUCGGGCAAGUGCUCCGCGACGAACCGUUUGAUCCCAGCAAAGGAGCAUGGUGCAGUCCAGCUCAACGUGGCACAGGUUGACGAGCAGGGUGUCUACUCGGGCGAAUUCCACACCUUUGCGCUGGCGGGCUUCAUUCGUCAGCGUGGAGAGAGUGAUGCCUGCUUGAACCGCCUGCUGUUCGAAUCUUGUUUGACAUGGGAGGCGUUGACUCGGCGAAGGAGAAGGGAAUGUUGA